This is a messenger RNA of Periophthalmus magnuspinnatus, 3109 nucleotides long. RefSeq names its product forkhead box protein P1-B-like. Gene Ontology annotation, molecular function: RNA polymerase II cis-regulatory region sequence-specific DNA binding; DNA-binding transcription repressor activity, RNA polymerase II-specific. Gene Ontology annotation, cellular component: nucleus. Bases 139 to 1881 code for a protein of 580 amino acids. The transcript is spliced from 16 exons. The record is from RefSeq and is a predicted model, not a curated record. Lineage: Eukaryota; Metazoa; Chordata; Actinopteri; Gobiiformes; Gobiidae. Gene Ontology annotation, biological process: regulation of transcription by RNA polymerase II.
AGGCCACGCCCCCGUUAGCACUUGUGGCUAGCGCCGCUGCUCGCUGCCAAAGAAGAACAGUGUUCCGAGAUUUGUCUUCACUCACCAGCCUGGGUAAAAGAUCGUCCACCUCUGCAUCAGUCCGUCAGUGACGUCCAGAUGCAUGAGUCUGGGUCAGAACCAGCCAGCCACAGCAUUCCAGCGAUUAAGAUAGAGAACGGGCACAGCAGUGAGAAUGAGAGUCGAGUGAGGGGCAGCCACACUCCUCCCCCAGAGGCACCACGGAUCCCAGUGUCGCUGUCGAUGAUGACCCCUCCCGCUGAAGCCCCACAGCAAAUCCAGCCGUCUCCACAACAGCAGGUCCUCAGUCCACAGCAGCUCCAGGCUCUACUGCAGCAACAGAAAGCACUCAUGUUACACCAGCAACAAAUUCAAGAUGUCUUCAAGACUCAGCAGGAACAACUUAAUCUCCAGUUGCUGCAGCACAAGAAUGUUGGAAUUGGUAAUCAGGAGCUCACACCUCAGCAGUUGGCCAUCCAGCAGCAGCUCCUCCAGGUCCAUCAACAUCACCUCCUAAACCUGCAGAGACAAGGCCUGCUCUCAGUGCUGCCCACCAACACCUCUGCUCUCACAGGUUCUGACAAUGGCAGCGUUGUUGGCACAGACACAAGGGAGUCUUCAGCUCUGUCUGCCACCAAUGGUCAUCACCACCUCCUGAAGAAAAAAGACAGUGGGUCACAGGACGAACAUACUCAAGCCAGCCAUGCUCUGUAUGGAAAUGGGAUGUGCAAGUGGCCCGGCUGUGAGACCGUUUUUGGAGACUUUAAUGCUUUUCUCAAACAUUUAAACAGUGAGCACACUCUGGAUGACAAGAGCACAGCACAGUGCCGUGUGCAAAUGCAAGUGGUUCAACAACUGGAACUACAGUUAAAAAAGGACAAGGAGCGACUUCAAGCGAUGAUGGCUCAUCUGAAGUCUUCUGAGCCCAGACCAGCAGCACAGCCUGUGAAUCUAGUGUCUAGUGUGCAGGCCUUCUCACAGUCACCCUUACCCAAAGCUGCUCCUCCCAUGAGCCUGUCCCAAAGUGCCACAGCCCCCUCCACCCCUGUCACACCUCACUCAGAGUCCCCCUCAGUCCUCACAGCCAACAGCGUCUUCAGUGGGACCCCAGUGAGGAGGCGCUACAGCCGCUCCGUCAGCCAAGGUACUGAUAUUGUUGACAAUAAAGAGUUUUACUUGAGCACUGAAGUCAGACCUCCAUUCACAUAUGCUUCUCUCAUAAGACAGGCAAUUUUUGAAUCACCUCGGCAACAACUGACACUGAAUGAAAUCUACAACUGGUUUACACGAAACUUUGCCUAUUUCAGGCGAAAUGCAGCUACUUGGAAGAAUGCAGUGAGACAUAACCUCAGCCUUCAUAAAUGCUUUGUGCGAUUGGAAAAUGUAAAGGGUGCUGUUUGGACAGUGGAUGAGAUCGAGUUUCACCGGAGAAGACCUCAGAAGACUGCUGGGAAUGGAUCUUUAAUAAAGAAUCCCCAAAGCCGACAGAGUGUUGCUGGCUCUGCGUCUCAGAGUUUUGGGGUAGACGGCAGUAAUCCAUUGUACAGCACAGCCUCUAUGGGCAGCAUCCCUCUACAUUCCCUGCCUCAAGUUCUCCAAGAGCAGAUGAAUGGAGCCCUCGCCAACGGCUCUGGAUACCAAAGCGACAGCAGCGCAACCCAGUCUCCUCCUCAGUCGUUUUUUAUCAAAGAGGAACAAGAGGAUGAGGAGAUCUGUGACAACUACGCCUACGAAUCUCCAGAGAGCAACGACGAGCCUGUCCACAGCCCCGAGACGAUGCACCACGAGGACAGGAGCCCGGAGAGGCCAAGCUUUCAUUUCGAUCGCGUGCCUUCACUCUGACUCAAAGGUCCAUGGCUCUAACAACUGCAAAGCCACCUGAUGAAGCAAACAGAGGGGCUUUGUGAUUCCAAAUAAGGUUGCGUUCACGUUCUAAUUUCAUGACAGUUGGAGAGCAAGGGCCUGUAUCUUCAGAAAAGAUUUCAAUUGUAGGUAUUUGGACAAUGUUCAAGGCAUUUAAGACUACAUCCAGAAGCCAUUAUUAAUCUGAGAGUUAGGUCUGAGUGAAGGAGAGCUACAUUGGUACUGCGUGCUCUGGACUUGUUUCAAACCUAUUUUGGGUAAACCUAACACUAUUGUAAACAUUGCUGUUCAACGAAGGAUUCUUUUAAAAACAAUGGCCUCUGGAUGGCAGCCGAAAUGUCUUGAAUUUUCACCUAUGAAACCUUUUCUACUAUGGGCCGCUCUUGGACAAAUGAGGGAUUACAUCAGUAAGUUAAGCCUUAUUAUUAUUUUUUGCCAAAUAAAUCUUGUGGUUAAAAGUCCUAUCACAUGACAACAUUUCACGCGUCAGUGAUGAAAUGAAUUUUAUUUCAACUUUAUUAAUUUGUGUUGUCAAAGAAGGCCAUGAUUUUUGUGGCGCUUUUUGUUUCAUAUGGAUUUGCCCCGUAAUUAGAUACAUAAACCUUUGAGAAGGUUUUAGGGCAAAUUCUAACAUAGAAUUCUGACUCUAGCUUAAUCUUUAACCCUGAACCGUUUGAAAUGGAUUCUUACGGCAUCACGUGAAUGCAACCUAUUCACAUUUCCAUUAGCUUAACCAAACAUUCUCUUAUUAGGGGGAUUAUUGUUUUGUAAAUAAACCUGAUUUUUCUUUUAUUGCCUAGUCUUUUAAUUCUCCCUGUACAGUAGAUACAUUUACACACAGUAUGUAAACAGUCUUUUUGUAUGUGUGCACAUAAGAGCAGAGAUGCCAAAGGAAAGGGAACACUGAUGGGUAGCACUUCAUUUCCCCCCACUGUAUAUCUGACUGAGGACACUACCUGAUUUUAUUUUAGUACAUAUUAUUAUAUUAUCAAAUGUUGAAAAGAUGAAAAAGUGAAAAUGUUCACUGCCAACAUGAGCUAAUGUAAUUCAUUUUAUAAUUACCUGAUUUAAAUCAUGUAGUUUGUUUCUACUUUUUCACCAUUGCUUGAUUUAUGGGGAUUGAGCUUAUAGGUGGUGCUAUAUUAGGUUUGUCAUUAUUGUAAAAAUGCAUCUCUAUGAAUAAAUGCCUAAUGUUAAAUGUGUACAA